CUAAUACACUUCCUCCUCCUCAGUCCUAACUAGUUUAACCCCACUGAGAGUGAAGCGCUUCUCAAUGGACUCACUCUCUCUUCUCUGCACCGGAGCCCUACUAGCCGGCGGCCUCUACUGGUUUGUCUGCGUCCUCGGCCCCGCCGAGCAAAAGGGCAAACGGGCCACCGAUCUGUCCGGCGGUUCAAUCUCCGCCGAGAAAGUCCGCGACAACUACAAGCAGUACUGGUCCUUCUUCCGCCGCCCAAAGGAGAUCGAAACCGCAGAGAAAGUCCCAGACUUUGUCGACACCUUCUACAAUUUGGUAACUGACAUUUACGAGUGGGGUUGGGGCCAGUCCUUCCAUUUUUCACCCUCCAUCCCAGGGAAAUCCCACCGUGACGCCACGCGCCUCCACGAGGAGAUGGCCGUCGAUCUCAUCGAAGUGAAACCCGGCGACAGAAUCCUGGACGUGGGUUGUGGCGUGGGUGGGCCAAUGCGUGCCAUCGCGGCCCACUCGCGCGCCAACGUUGUUGGCAUCACAAUCAACGAGUACCAGGUGAACCGUGCGAGGUUGCACAACAGGAAAGCGGGUCUGGAUUCGCUCUGCGAGGUCGUGUGCGGCAAUUUCCUCCAGAUGCCCUUCCCCGCUAACAGCUUCGACGGUGCGUACUCCAUCGAGGCCACGUGUCACGCGCCAAAGCUCGAGGAAGUGUAUGCGGAAAUCUUUCGUGUUCUCAAGCCUGGGGCUCUCUACGUUUCCUACGAGUGGGUCACGACGGAAAAAUAUAGGCCCGAAAACCCUGAACACGUGGAGAUUAUUCAGGGGAUUGAGAGAGGGGAUGCGUUGCCUGGGCUCAGGAGCUACGCUGACAUAGCCCAGACGGCUCGGAAGGUGGGCUUUGAGGUCGUUAAGGAGCGGGAUCUGGCUAAGCCGCCGGCUCAGCCGUGGUGGAGCCGCUUGAAGAUGGGUAGGAUCGCCUACUGGCGGAACCACGUUGUUGUCACUGUUCUCGCCGCUUUAGGAAUAGCGCCCAAAGGUACCGUCGAUGUUCAUGAGAUGCUAUUCAAGACCGCUGACUAUUUGACUAGAGGGGGUGACACCGGCAUUUUCACUCCGAUGCAUAUGAUCCUCUGCAGAAAACCCUAUGACACUUGAGGUCGAGGAGCUUCGGGUACCAUUGCAAUAACCUAGCACCCUGUUUCCAGUAUCUCUCUCUUUUUUUUUUUUUUAUAAUUUUUAUUUUCUCUUGGAUUUAACUUAUUGUUAUUACUAUGAACUUGAAGUAAUUUGGUUUUUGAUAUUUCUAAUUUAGUUUUCUUUUUUAAAAUUUUAAUUCCUCUGCUGGGACGGUGGCCGUAUUGAUUGAACACUGAGAAUGUCUCCUGAUAUAUUUUGUUUCAAUGGCAUUUAUUGAGUAGUAGCAUAGAGUGAGCUUUUGAUUGGAAUGAAUUGUCUGGUAUAAGUAUUUAUUAUGGUUAUG
Molecule: messenger RNA, 1463 nt
Organism: Abrus precatorius (Indian licorice)
Lineage: Eukaryota; Viridiplantae; Streptophyta; Magnoliopsida; Fabales; Fabaceae
Product: 24-methylenesterol C-methyltransferase 2
Exons: 1
Coding region: 65-1138 (357 amino acids)
Biological process (GO): steroid biosynthetic process
Molecular function (GO): S-adenosylmethionine-dependent methyltransferase activity
Source: RefSeq, a predicted model, not a curated record